Molecule: messenger RNA, 1824 nt
Organism: Ascochyta rabiei
Lineage: Eukaryota; Fungi; Ascomycota; Dothideomycetes; Pleosporales; Didymellaceae
Exons: 1
Coding region: 1-1824 (607 amino acids)
Source: RefSeq, a predicted model, not a curated record
AUGGCUGACUUGCAGGACGAGCCGCUGUUAAAUAACGGCGACGCCCCGUCACAACGGCGCACAUCGCCAAGCUGGCUCAAGAGAAGAUUCCCUAUCAUCAUGUUGUCCGUCACCACUGCUACGCUUUUAUUCUGGGUCUUUGGCUCCACCGCUCUGGGAAGGCCGCUCAAGGACGCGCCUACCAAUGGCUCGGACGGAGAGCUGCUUGUCACGCUGCCCGGAUACGGCUCUUUCCAAGGUACGCAUGUCGUCGCCAACCUGCUCAAGACGACGACGUUCAGUACGCCCGUCGAUGCCUGGCUUGGUGUCGACUACUCGACGCAGCCCGUGGGCGAGGGCCGCUUCAAGCCCGUCACGUGGCCUGCCGCAUUCGAGGGUGUUAAAAACGCCACUACAUACGGCCCUGCGUGCUGGCAGAAUGUCUACGGAUCGAUGCUGCAGUCUGAGGCCUGCCUUAACAUCAACGUAUACCGCCCGUCAGGCGUACCCAUGGACCAGAAGCUGCCCGUCUUUGUCUUCCUCCACGGCGGGUCCUUUGUCAGUGGAACAGGAAAGAGCCUCGAUGGUGCGGCAUUCGUGGCGAAGAGCGCGCAGCCUCUGAUGGUAGUCACGGCGCAAUAUCGACUUGGUGCGCUCGGCAACAUCCCAAGCAAACUCAUGCAAGAGGAGGAUGGACUGAAUCUCGGAGUACGGGAUCAGCGCCAGAUGCUGGAAUUCGUGCAGAAGUACGUCGAGUACUUUGGCGGCGACAAAGAUCAGGUCACGCUUGGGGGCCUGAGCGCAGGUGGACACUCCGUAGGCAUCCACCUCUUCCACAACUACGGCGAAGACACAGGCAAGCCGUUGUUCAGCAAGGCCAUCAUGGCUUCUGGCUCACCAACGGCCCGCACUUUCCCCGACGUCGACUACCCCCUGUAUCAGCAACAGUUUGCAGACUUCAUGGACUACGUCAACUGCCCCACGACACCUAACGAUGCCGCUCUUGCGUGCCUGCGCAAUGCCAAGGUCGACGACAUCCAGUUUGUCUCGUCUGCCAUAUACUCCAACUCCGAGUACAACCUCACAUGGCCCUGGCAACCCGUCUCGCCCGGUCCACUCCUCGAGAAGCGCGGAUCAACUUCCGGCGAGGACGGCACCUUUUUCAAGAUCCCACUUCUCAUCUCCUCCGCAACAGACGACGGCUCCGCCUUCGCGCCGCAAGACCUGCAGACCAACGCCCAAUUCGUUGCGUACUGGCAAAACUUGGUUCCUGGGCUGACGGCAGACGACAUCUCGGACCUGCAGCGCCUCUACCCGGACCCCGCCAUCUACAAUACGUCGAACCCCAUCACCUACAACAUGCAAAACCCCUUCACCCCAGUGCUUUCCAAUUUCGUCUCCCCACAGUUCCAGCGCAUCAGCGCCGCCUACGGCGACUACGGGUACAUCUGCCCCGUGCAAGAUACGGCCUCGCGCCUCGCGUCUGCGGACGCACCCGUCUACAAAGCGCGCUUCAACACACCUAACUACUCAGCCACCUACCUCGGCGUCCCACACGCCAGCGAUGCGAGCUACUUUAACGGCCAGGCGGGGACACAGCACCCCGAGAUCGCCGAUAUGUACAGCAGCUACUUCGCCAGUUUUGUUGUCAGUGGCGACCCAAACACGCAUGCCAUCGCUGGUGCGCCGGCCUGGGAGUUGUACAAUGGCACUGCAGGUAGCCACCUAGUGGUCAGCCCGCUGGAGCAGGGUGGGCCGAGAAUGGAGGCAGAGAGCGAGGGGAUCAGGAUGGAGCAGUGUGCAUGGUGGCGGGAUGAGGAGCGAGCGAAGAGGUUGAAUAAGUGA